Nymphalis io (European peacock) is the source of this 5690-nucleotide messenger RNA. Its product is annotated as ATP-binding cassette sub-family C member 4-like. Gene Ontology annotation, molecular function: ABC-type transporter activity; ATP hydrolysis activity; ATP binding. Gene Ontology annotation, cellular component: membrane. The record is from RefSeq and is a predicted model, not a curated record. The coding region runs from base 495 to 4607 and encodes 1370 amino acids. The transcript has 24 exons. Lineage: Eukaryota; Metazoa; Arthropoda; Insecta; Lepidoptera; Nymphalidae. Gene Ontology annotation, biological process: transmembrane transport.
CCGUCAGUUUGUCAGUGCCGGAGCGCCAGAGCGGCGCCGUGCACUCAUAUCGGUACACCCGGACCGGCCCGCUACUUACCGUUCUAUCUGUGAUACAAACUCCAUACCUGACUUUAAAAAAUUGUCGUACUUAUUAUUAUAUAAACAUAUUUUAAAUAAUGAAUGGAACUUCGAUUUCAUUAAAAUAGUGAAGUAAGACGUGUUCUGGGCGACGUUACAGUGUGGUCAGUUUUCGUGGAAUCGUAUAAAAGCUAUUAAAUUUCCAUCUCAUUUUGUAAUACUAAUCCGCAUACAAGUGAUUUAUUUACAAAAUAAAAAAAUACCUACAUUUACAAAAAUCUCGGAUAUUAAUAAAAAUAAUGUGUAUAGUUUGUGAAUUUGUUGUAUACAACAUUCAAUGUACUUAGUACGUGGUACUUAUUUUGCUUAAGGUCAACUGGUGAAAUUAAAAAACCCUAAAAAUAGAAACUGUGUUUUAAAAAAAUACAUACAAAAUGGAUUCAAAAGUAGUGCUGAAAGAGAAAAAUCCUCAUGAUAACGCCAAUAUUUUAUCAAAAAUAUUUUUGUGGUGGAGCUUUCGACUUUUCAAAAGGGGUUACAAAUGUGGAUUGACAUUAGAUGAUCUAUGGCAAGCUCGUAGAGGGGAUUACUCCGGCCGGUUAGGCGAUCGGCUCGAGGAAGCAUGGAACAAAGAAAUGGAAAAACAUCACACGAAAAAAAGCAAACCUUCUCUUACCAGAGCAAUUAUAAGUUGCUUCUGGGCGGAAUACAUGAUGUGUGGAUUAUUCGUAGGUCUGCUUUUUAUCAUUUUAUGGCCGAUGGUACCUUAUUGUCUAGCUUUAUUUAUAGAAUACUUUUCUGGAGAUAAAACACCAGAGGCAUAUAGGAAUGCACAUAUUUAUAAUUUCGCAAUGAAUUUUUUGACGAUAAUUACCGCUUUGAUGCUGAACCACCUAACUUUAGCUCAAGGCUGUAUCGGGAUGCGAGUGAGAAUAGCUGCUUGUUCAAUGUUAUAUAGAAAGAUAUUGAAGCUAAACCGGAUCGGCUUAAGCAAAACGGAGCCGGGACAAGUAAUAAAUUUAAUGUCGAACGAUGUUAACCGUUUCGAUAUAGCCGCUUUAUUUUUGAACUACCUUUGGGUUAUGCCAAUAGUAGUACCAGUUGUUUCUUACCUGGUCUGGCAGCAUAUCGGCUUUGCUACAUUGGCUGCGCUGGCGGUCAUAUUCCUGCAAACUGUAGUUGUUCAAGCAUAUUUAUCUAGUCGCCAAGGUGUUUUAAGAGGGAAGAUAGCGAAACGUACGGACGAAAGGGUUAAAGUCAUGAGUGAACUUGUAAAUGGGGUGCAAGUGAUAAAAAUGUACGCAUGGGAAAAACCAUUCGAGAAACUUGUAGAUAAAUUGCGCAAAUACGAAGUAAAAUUCAUAUUAAGGACGUCUUAUAUCAAGGGCUUUUCGACAGCCCUCAGCGUGUUCACGGAGCGGUUCAUUCUGUUCGCAGCAGUUGUUGCCUUUGUGGUUGCAGGGGGUGAAAUACGUGCUGGCAUCACGUUUUCCCUAGUUCAAUACUAUAAUUUGUUACAACUGGCUUGUAACAUAUUUUUCCCUAUGGCACUGGCAUUCCUAGCUGAAUCUAAAGUGUCCAUAAGACGACUUGAGGAAUUUUUAACUCUUGAAGAAUUGGAAACGGAUGAACCCAAAACGAACGGAAUAGUUGCUAAUAUUCUAGGCAAUGGAAUAGAUAAAGAAAAAGAGAACGCGAAUAAUAAAUUGAAACCUACGGGCUUAGUUAUAUCGAAUGUGAACGCGAGCUGGCAACUCAACCCCAUCGUACACACGCUGAGGAAUAUUUCGCUAACAGCACAGCCCGGCGAGUUCGUUGGUGUCGCCGGUUUAGUUGGAUCAGGCAAAUCGUCCCUUCUACAAGUGAUCUUGGGAGAGCUGCAGCCGGCACAUGGCACCGUAUCUCUCGGCGGAGCGCGGCUGGCGUACGCGAGCCAAGAACCGUGGCUCUUCGUGUCUACCAUUAGACAAAACAUACUGUUCGGAUUGCCGUACGACCGGAUGAGAUAUAAGAAGGUGGUGACGGCGUGUGCUUUAAUACGGGAUUUCGAACAAUUACCGUCUGGUGACGCGACGCUGGUCGGAGAACGCGGAAUUAGUCUUAGCGGAGGACAGCGUGCGCGCAUCGGACUCGCUCGAGCAUGUUAUAGAAAUGCAGACAUUUAUCUCCUGGAUGAUCCGCUAUCAGCUGUCGACACGCACGUAGGCAAACACUUAGUGUCUGAAUGCAUCUUGGGACUACUGCGGCACUCUACAAGAAUUCUUGUUACCCACCAGUUGCAUCACCUCAAGGCUGCCGACAAGGUUAUAAUACUGCGAAAUGGUGAAAUAGAAACUCAAGCCAGUUUUGAAGAAGUGUCAAAGAGCCCAUUGUUCGAAGAACUGCUUGAAGAUGAAGAUCAACCUGCAACGCUCGAGGAAGGCCGCGUACAAGUGCGACAACGAAGCAUUUCAGUCCAAUCUCGGACAAGUCUCAUCACGACAACGGAAGGCUCGCCGGAUGAGGAAGAGGAACAGCAGGAAAGCGCCGAAUUAAUAGAACAAGGUCGAGUAUCAGGAUCGGUAUACACGAAGUACUUCCGAGCGGGCGGCAACUGGUCCCUGCUAAUUUCUACAAUCAUAUCAAUUCUUCUAGCCCAAAUUAUCACUUCAGCUGGCGAUCUUUGGCUCACACAUUGGAUGAAUGAUGUUGAAUUGAGACGCGCAAAAUAUGAUCUCAUGGAAGACAUUGCUAGCGGAGAUUCGAACUCCACGAGCAAUAGUUCAUUAAGUUACGACGAUAUUCUCGAAACAAAUGUUACUUCACCUCUGGAUAACUUGGUGUCCACGAGCACAAUGAAUCCGAACCUUACAGUUAUCGGUACUAUGAUGAAAACGGCAAUAACUAUACAAAAUAUUGCAUUAAACGAGGAACCCUUUGAUCACUCAUUCUAUAUUUAUAUUUGGGCGAUCGCUAUUUUGGGAUGCAUCAUUCUGACGACUGGAAGAUCUUUGCUGUUCCUCUGGGUAUGCAUGCGCAGUUCAAUUAAACUUCACAAUCAGAUGUUCAGUAACAUCUUAUCGGCGACGAUGCGCUUCUUCGACACCAAUCCUUCAGGACGUAUUCUUAAUCGGUUCUCUAAGGAUAUGGGAGUAGUUGAUGAGAUGCUACCUAAAAUGUACUUAGAUAGUAUACAGGUGUUCAUGGUGAUGUUCGGUAUACUAGUGAUGGUUGCCAUUGUUAAUCCUUAUAUGCUGCUCACGACACUCUUCUGUGGCAUAAUCAUGUAUCUGUGGACUAUAAUUUACCUGACCACAGCACAAGCCAUUAAAAGGAUCGAGGGCGUGUCGCGCAGUCCGGUGUUCUCGCACGUGUCGGCCACCAUGGCGGGGCUGGGCACGGUGCGCGCGUGCGGGGCGCAGGACCUGCUACGCGCGCAGUUCGACGACAAGCAGGAUGUACACACCGCUGCCUGGUACUUAACCCUCAUAACUAACACAGCGUUCUCGAUAUGGUUGAGUCUUAUCUCGGCAAUGUAUGUUGUGAUAGUCGCCUACACGUUCUUAUUACUAGAUGACGGUUCGACCAAAUCCGGUAACGUAGGCCUCGCUAUCAGCCAAGGACUCAUAUUGGUAAACAUGGUGCAGUAUGGCAUAAAACAGACCACUGAAGUGAUAUCUCAGAUGACGAGUGUGGAGCGAGUCUUACAGUUUACGAAGCUGCCUCAAGAGCAAACAGAUGGUCCUUCGCCGCCGAAGGAGUGGCCUCAACGCGCUCGUCUCGUGUUCAAAGACCUCUAUCUUAGAUACGACAAGGAAGCGGAACCAGUACUUAAGAAUUUGAAUAUAGUUAUUGAAAGUGGAUGGAAGGUGGGUGUCGUCGGUCGAACUGGCGCGGGAAAAUCGUCAUUAAUAUCAGCUCUCUUCCGUUUAGCGCCGAUAGACGGGCAUGUUUACAUCGACGAUAUCGACACCGGCGAAAUAGCUCUCAAGGAACUUCGAGCAAAGAUUUCCAUUAUUCCUCAAGAACCAGUGCUGUUUUCAGCAAGUCUGCGAUAUAAUUUGGAUCCAUUCGACAAAUAUACUGACGCUGAUAUUUGGAAAGCUUUGGAACAGGUGGAGCUGAAGCAGAGCGUCACGUCACUGUCGUCGGAGGUGGAGGCAGGCGGCGCCAACUUCAGCGCGGGCCAACGACAGCUGCUGUGCCUCGCGCGCGCCGCGCUCGCGCGCAACCGCCUGCUCGUGCUGGAUGAAGCCACGGCCAAUGUCGACCCUAACACGGACGCUCUAAUUCAAAAAUCGAUACGUAAACACUUCUCCGAAUGCACAGUGGUGACGGUAGCGCAUCGCUUACAUACCGUCGCGGAUUCGGAUCGUGUUGUUGUAAUGGAGGCAGGUCAAAUAGUAGAGUGUGGUCACCCUCACGAGUUACUUCAAAAAAAAGAUGGUCACUUUUUGCGCAUGGUCAGACAGUUAGGUGCAGCCUCUGAACAGAGCCUACGCGAUUUGGCCCAUAAUGCUUAUCUACAACAUAUAAAAUAUGUCGACGCUGACGACCAUCCCCUGUGACUAAAUAUAUUAUAAAGUACUUAAGCAUUAAGAUUUCUGCUUAAUCUUAAGCUAGCAACAAUGUGAUUCAAUUGAGCUGAGAAAUUUGUAUUUUACAAUUUAUUUCUGAUUGUGCCUUUAAAAAUAUUUUAUAAUUACAGACGUAGAUAUUGUUAAAAACAUUUAUAUUGUGCGGAAACAAUAUUUUUCUAGAAAAUAAAAUGCAAGCUGUGCUAAAUUACACAGACGUAAAUAACAAAUAUAUAUCCUAUAUUUUAUUAAACAGUAAAUAUAUAAAAAAUAGUGAUAUUUUGCAAAUUGUUUAUAUGCAUUUGUGUAAUUAAAAUUAGCUUCUCUAUUAAUCUAGUACAUGUAAAUCACUAUUUUUGUAUAUUUAUUCAUACUACUUAACUUAGAUAAAUUUAACAUUAAAAAUUUAGUAAGUUAUUAAUACUAAAUACAUGAAUGUGUAAAAUGGACCAAAUAUAAUUUUGUAUUAUUUAAUUUGUCACAAAAUAUAUAGUACUUAAAAACUUACAAAUAUUACUUAAACAAAAACAGCUGUUGUAUAUAUUUACAAUUACUAUUUACCUAUUUUUUAUUACUUACAUUAAAACAUACAACAUGCAUUUACAUCUAUAAAAGUGAUUAUUAUAUAUAUUAAACAUUCAGUUCCCUAGCAUUAAAUUAGGCCAGAAAUAUAGCCUUGAAACCAGGAAAGAUUUCUUGAAGCUGGAUUUUACACUUAAUAAUUUUCUGCUGCUGCAAUAAUAUAUUGGCAUGCUUCAUUUAAGACCAGAAAAGUAUGUUUUUUUCAUGGACAGUCAAAUAUAUACAGCUAGAGUUGGCCAUCCAUCUAACAACCAUAGGUACGGAUUUCGAUUGUAUUAAAAAACUGAUUAAAAGUUCCUAAACAAACAGUUGAUGUUUAUGUGAAGGAUUUAAUAAAUAGACAUUUGUUAUUGUCCCAAUAUUUAUGAAUAAGAAUUUUUUUUUUAAUAUUUACUCCACAAAUAUUUUAUUUACAUAUUGUGAAAGUGUGAUUAUGUUUCAGUAAAUGUCUAUGACAAUAAGUAUAUUGUUUUAAUAAAAAAAAUAUUUUUA